CGGGAACGGGGCUGGGAACGGGAAGGGGAAGGGACCGCGACCGGGACCGGGCGGAGGGACAGCCCGACCGGGACCGGGACCGGGACCGGGACCGGGACCGGGCAGGACGGAGCGCACCGGUCCGACUGGCUGCCCCCCACGCUGCUGCCCCCCGAGUCCUGCAUCAUCGCCACGCUGCCCACCCUGCCCCUGCCCACCCCCACGCUCCCAGUCCUGCUGCUGUCAGAGGAGGAGAAGCGGCUGCUGGCGCAGGAGGGGGUGACGCUGCCCGGCUCCCUGCCCCUCACCAAGGCUGAGGAGCGCGUCCUGAAGAAGGUGCGGAGGAAGAUCCGGAACAAGCAGUCGGCGCAGGACAGCCGCCGGAGGAAGAAGGAAUACCUGGACGGGCUGGAGAGCAGGGUGGCCUCGUGCUCGGCGCAGAACCAGGAGCUGCACAGGAAGGUUCGGGAGCUGGAGCAGCGCAACGGGUCCUUGCUGAGCCAGCUGCAGGCGCUCCAGGCUCUCAUCAAGCAGACGUCCAACAAAGCCGCCCAGACCAGCACCUGCGUCCUGAUCCUGCUCCUCUCCCUGGUGCUCAUCCUCUUCCCCAGCUACAGCCCCUUCUGCUGGGGCCGGGGGGGCCGCCGGGACCCCCAGCAGCCCACGGGAGUGAUCUCCAGGCACAUCCUGACCCGCGCGGAGCCGCCGGCACCGCCUGGAGGAGCCCCGGCGACGUGGUGGCAGCUGGAAGAGCCGGGGGCUGCAGCAGAGAACGGUGCCAAGGGGGGGCACGAGGACAGGACGGGCCCCCCCGGCAGGGAGCCGGGCACAAACUCCUCAGGCCGGGCUCCCCCAGGGGAUCCGAGGGCUCAGCCAUGGCUGCGGGACGCAGCAGCGGCAGCAAAACAGGCACACGGGGAUGAAAUGUGACAGCCACCCGGGAGCGGCCCCGCUUUGGGGGCUGGGAGCCACCCUGGGACGGGGGGGGCAGUCGGGGGCCCCCCCACCAUGCCCCAGGCAGGGGCGCUGGGUGCACCCCACGCACAGCGCAGGGGAAGGGAGCUCUGCGCUCGCAGGCAGCUUCUGGUGAAUAAAUCCGUGCCUGCUUCGCACCCAAA
This is a messenger RNA of Cygnus atratus (black swan), 1097 nucleotides long. RefSeq names its product cAMP responsive element binding protein 3 like 4 (gene CREB3L4). Lineage: Eukaryota; Metazoa; Chordata; Aves; Anseriformes; Anatidae. The record is from RefSeq and is a predicted model, not a curated record. Gene Ontology annotation, cellular component: nucleus. The transcript is spliced from 8 exons. Gene Ontology annotation, biological process: regulation of transcription by RNA polymerase II. Gene Ontology annotation, molecular function: RNA polymerase II cis-regulatory region sequence-specific DNA binding; DNA-binding transcription factor activity, RNA polymerase II-specific. The annotation marks the transcript as partial.